This is a messenger RNA of Parathielavia appendiculata, 1069 nucleotides long. RefSeq lists its product as uncharacterized. The transcript is spliced from 2 exons. Bases 231 to 980 code for a protein of 249 amino acids. The record is from RefSeq and is a predicted model, not a curated record. NCBI's taxonomy places the organism in Eukaryota, Fungi, Ascomycota, Sordariomycetes, Sordariales, Chaetomiaceae.
GCUUCUUCAGCACUUCCUGCGAAUCACCCGGAUCUCGGUGAAUGCGCCUUUGUCCUCACAGCACCCAUGCCUUCCCAUCUCUGGCCAGUAGCCUGAGGGUAUAGCCGUCCACAGGCUGUGCGUGUAUUGGGAGUCGUUCAACCUCACUGGUGUCCUCACGAUCAGUCCAAACCAUUGGACGGGAAGUUGACGCUCAUCAGAGUCAUCAGCCUUCCCAACAUAUAUUCAGCAUGGUGGAGCGAUCAACGGAGAAUGUCGUUGGAUUCGGCCAAAACGAGCAUCGCAUAUGUGUCACCACUCGUAUCCAGACUCGCUUUUGCCUUUCGCCAUCUACCAUGGCUGACCACCACAACGGCGCCUGUCAGACAGGAUGUGGGUACGUCGAUGCCUUACGAACCCAUCUGGCACCGUCGACGGCCGGUCACCUGCGCCUGAGAUCUUCGCCCUCGUCUCCGUGUCCGGAGGGCAACACUCGAUCAACACGAAUCGGGUCCGACUCGUCCAGGAAGCUCCAAAACUGCGAGGCUCCAAUGAUUGUAGUCGGCGGCCAACGUCUCGAUCCAGAGCCCUUUCUUGCCAGUGGCUCCCGUCACGCCCCGGUGCAUCCAGUGCCGUGUCUCGAUUGUGUCCCUAACCUCCUAUUGCUUGUCUCCCAGUCCGGGAACUUUCAUCACUCUCAAGUUUCCGCGAAUCCGCGUGAAACAGCCGCGGUAAAAAGAAGGCAACAUUCGCCUCUUUGGUGGCGGCCCGACGGCUCAUUGUGGGACGGGAAAGUGCGGUCGACUGUUCGGUCUCGAUGGGGAAGUUUCUUCGGAGUCGUGCUGGCUGCGGUUUGCUUUCUUCGUCCUCACUGGGACGGUUUACGAGAGACACUGGGAAUACUGUCAGCAUCCAACCACUGGGUUAGUAUCGCCGCCAAGCCGCAGUGCCGCUGCUCGGAAAUGAUCGCUGAGGAAGAUGCUCGCAGCUUUCCUCAAUGAGUAACGCUUGCCGAGGACAAAUCCGAUGAGGAACCAGUCGUGAGCCAUGGUGGCACCGGCGAUGACAGCUGAGGGUUGUAUGUCGCGGC